Molecule: messenger RNA, 4488 nt
Organism: Pelobates fuscus (common spadefoot toad)
Lineage: Eukaryota; Metazoa; Chordata; Amphibia; Anura; Pelobatidae
Product: transient receptor potential cation channel subfamily M member 4-like
Exons: 25
Coding region: 135-3782 (1215 amino acids)
Biological process (GO): calcium ion transmembrane transport
Cellular component (GO): plasma membrane
Molecular function (GO): ligand-gated calcium channel activity; calcium-activated cation channel activity
Source: RefSeq, a predicted model, not a curated record
UACAAUGUAAGCUUACACCGGCCCUACUGUCUGGGAUUUCAACUUCCUUAACUUCCCAGCACAAGCAGCCAGGGAACAGUCCUGCCCUGGAUGCAGCCUGGCCACCCAACCUGAAGUCCUGACCCAGUGGCACAAUGGCCACCAACAUACAGAAAGACCAGAGCUGGAUUCCACGGCUUUUUAAAAAGAAAACAUGUACCACUUUUAUAGAAGACUCUUCUCGUGGCAGCACCGCACAACUGUGCCAGUGUGGCAACCCCAAGCAAAACCAUGUUUCCGUGGCAAUGGAAGAUAAUUUCGGGGCAGCCAUCGUCAGCAAAUGGAACUCAGCAGAACAUACUACAGAGGAGCCCACGGAUGCCUAUGGAGAUAUCGAGUUUGUCGGGGCUGGGAAGAAACACAGUAAGUUUAUCCGCCUCUCCAAUGAGACUGACCCAGCUGUUGUGUACAACCUGAUUACUCUUCACUGGAAGAUCCCACCACCAAACCUGGUUGUGUCUGUUGUGGGAGGUGAUGGAGACUUUAAGAUGAAAACCUGGUUGAAGGACAUCCUGAGAAAGGGACUGGUCAAAGCAGCACAGAGCACAGGUGCCUGGAUCAUGACCGGUGGAAUGCAGGUUGGCAUUGGGAAAUAUGUGGGUGAGGCUGUGAGAGAUCAUGCCACUGCUAACUUUAACUCACGGACCAAAGUUGUUGCAAUGGGCAUUGCACCCUGGGGCAUUGUGCAUAACCGCCAGAGCCUGGUCAAUCCUAAGGGAUCUUCUCCAGCAAAAUAUUACAUGGAGGCUUUGGAUGGGGCUACUUAUUCUUUGGACAACAAUUACUCUGUCUUCCUAUUGGCGGAUGAUGGAACGAACGAGCAACUUGGAGGAGAAACGAGCUUUCGAUUCAGGCUGGAGGAACAUAUCUCAAGGCAGAAAACAGGAGCGGGAGGCAAAGGAAGCAUUGAAAUUCCUGUCCUGUGCAUGGUGAUAGCUGGGGAAUCCAAGAUGCUGGAGAGAGUAUACAAAGCCACAAGAUGUCCCAUUCCCUGCCUUCUGGUAGCUGGUUCGGGUGGAGUUGCUGACCUCUUGGCCGAAAUCCUAGAUGAAUCCUUGACUAUGGAGUCUGCUCGAGGCUUAAUAGAGCAGAAACUGAAACACCAUUUUCCUGGAGAAGAUUUGCGGAAGAUGGUUGACAUGGUUGAGAAAAUUGUGGAGAAUCGAGAUUUGGUCACUGUGUAUUCAAACACCGAUGGAACCGAGGACUUUGAGACUGUAAUUUUGAAAGCCCUGGUAAAAGCAUGCAAGAAGCAGUCGAGCGAUGCCCAGGAAUACCUCGAUGAACUUAAAUUGGCUGUGGCCUGGAAUCGCGAGGAUAUCGCCAAAACAGAGCUGUUUCAUGGUGAAAUCCUCUGGCGGGCGUCAGAUCUGGAGGACACCAUGACCGAUGCAUUGGUGAAUGACAAGCCCAGCUUUGUGAAGCUCUUUGUGGACAAUGGUUUGAACAUUGUGGAUUACCUGACAUAUGGACAGCUGGAGGAACUCUACAGUUCAAUUUUGGAAAAUACAGUUCUAUGUCACCUCCUACAGCGCAAACACGAAGAAAGACGAGAGUCCAACAAACCUCACCCCAGUGAAUUCAUUCCAGUGGACAAUACCACUAAAGGAAAAGAGUAUAAGCUCUAUGAAGUGUCCAAAGUUUUGAAAGAACUGCUGGGUGAUGUUUGUACACCUUUCUACACCCACAUCCUUGGAAACAUGAAAAGCUCCGUUAGCAGAAGAAAUUCAAAUAAUAAAUCCCAGCAUCUGGCCUACGGUGAGCAAAAAUAUGAAACGAAAAAGUCUAUCACUCCAUGGAUUGACCUGUUUAUCUGGGCAAUUCUUCAGAACCGUGAUGAAAUGGCAUCAUAUUUCUGGGAAAUGGGUUCAGAGGCUGUGAGUUCUGCGCUGGCCGCUUCCAAGAUCCUUAAGGAACUUUCUCGCUUGGAAUCAGAGGCUGAAGAAUCAAUGGCAAUGAAGGACCUGGCUGCAAAGUUUGAGCAUCUUGCGAUUGGAGUGUUUAAUGAAUGCUAUAGAAACAGUGAAAAUCGAGCCUUUAAGCUUCUGGUGCGACGAUCCAAUGUCUGGGGUGGUGCCACUUGCCUACAACUCGCUUAUGAAGCAGAUGCACGCAAUUUCUUUGCGCAAGAUGGAGUUCAGUCCAUGUUAACGGAGAACUGGUGGGGUCAGAUGGCACAUAAUACACCCGUAUGGGCGAUGGUGCUAACCUUCUUCUGCCCGCCUCUGAUAUACACAAAUCUGAUUGAAUUCAAGUCUUUCGACAAUGAAAAUGUAGAUGGUCCUCAGCGAGUGGAAAUGGACAGUCUUGACAUUGAUAUAAAGACCACUGUGGCCGAAAUCAUGGAGGGGGAAGAGUACGAGAAGGGGAAAUCCGAAGUGAUACCACUCAAAACGGGCAAACCAGAGAAUUCAAAAACCAUGAUUCCUGAGUCGGAAAUCAUAAGAGAGAAACCACGGCCAACGUGGUUAAGACGUUGGAAGCAGUUCUGGAGUGCACCGGUGACAGCCUUUUUGGGGAACGUAGUCAUGUAUUUUGCCUUCCUCUUCCUUUUCUCCUACGUACUGCUGAUGGACUUCAAGCCAGCUCCUCCUGAUGGCCCGGCAAACUCUGAGAUCAUCCUUUAUUUUUGGAUUUUCACAAUGGUGUGCGAAGAGAUACGACAAAGCUUCUUUGUGGGAUCUAUGCCGGUGACGCAGAAGGUCAAGCAGUACCUGCAGGAUUCGUGGAACCAUGUAGACAUCACGGCCUUGAUGCUUUUCAUCAUUGCCCUAGUUUGCAGGAUGUUCGAAAGCACGUAUGAAGCUGGACGGACCAUCUUGUGCUUUGAUUUUAUGGUCUUCACUCUGCGAUUAAUUCACAUUUUUGCUGUGAACAAGCAGCUAGGACCGAAGAUUAUCAUUGUCAGGAAGAUGAUGAAGGAUGUAUUUUUCUUUCUCUUCUUCCUUGGAGUCUGGCUCAUAGCUUACGGUGUGGCUACCGAAGGUCUCCUUCACCCCAGUGACAUGCGCCUCUCCUGGAUCUUACGGCGGGUGUUUUAUAGGCCCUACCUACAAAUAUUUGGUCAGAUUCCUCAAAAUGAGAUUGAUGCUUCAAUGAUCUUAGCGACAAACUGUACUGAUGACCCCGUUGCCAUUUUUAUGGAAGAGGCACCACCCUGCACCAAUACAUAUGCCAACUGGCUCGUUAUUUUACUCCUUGUGGUCUUCUUGCUGGUUGCCAACAUUCUGCUUCUGAAUCUUCUGAUUGCCAUGUUCAGUUACACCUUUUCCAAGGUCCAAGGAAACAGUGAUAUAUAUUGGAAAUUCCAACGCUAUAACCUGAUUGUGGAGUAUCACAACCGCCCAGCUCUGGCGCCUCCAUUCAUUAUUAUCAGUCACAUCCACACUUUCAUAAAACGCAAGAUUCGCAAGGUGGAGUCCCAGAAGAUCAGACAUUUUAUGUUGGAGCUGAAGGAGCCUUUAGAUAGUCGGAUGCUCACCUGGGAAGCUGUGCAGAAGGAGAACUACCUAGUAGAUCUUGCCAAGCAGAAACGGGACAGCGACACAGAACGCCUGCGCCGCACCUCACAAAAGGUGGAUAUAGCUUUAAAGAAUCUUAGCGAAAUAAAAGAACACGACAGAAGGUUGAAAUCGUUGGAACAUGAGCUUGAAUACUGCACAAAAGCCCUCUCUUGGAUAGUGGGUGUCCUGUCAGAGAGCGAAAUGGUGAAAACAGCAAAGCCACCUCCUGUUUUACAAUAGGAUUCAGAAGAGAAACAUGUUUGAAAAGCAAAGCCUGCCCACCAUGAGACUUCAUGACUUGUUUACUCCUUCAAACAUGAUGGCCUUUUUUACAACGAACAGUGGUUCUCUUGACCAUUUACAUAUAACGUUUAUUUCUUAAUUAUUACCAAACUGACUUUUUUGUGAUUUUUUUUUUAUAUGUCUUGUUUGUCAUUAACUUUACCACUCAGUGAAAAUCUCACAUUCCAAACUUUGAUACAAAAUAUCUCUCCAAGUUUCCUUUCGUCCUUCAGAAGAUAUGGAAUGUUUUAUCUUUUUCGCAAAUGUGGAAAAUCUGGAAUUUCAUGCAUCAAGACGAUAAAAGGCAACUACUUUGGAGCUUAUAUGAACGCAUGUAAAUAUAUAGAUUCAGAGAUCCCAGUAUAAUGUACUCAAAACUCCCUAAAUUUAUUGCACGUCGACAAUCGAGAUUGAUAGUGAAUCUCUUGUUUCUUUUAAACCAGUGACUAUAGUCCUCACUGUUGCAGUGGUACCAAGUAUCAAUGCGUUUUAGAUUUAAUUUAUAUAUUUUUUUAUUCUUGUUUGCCUCUAUUUGUUUUUUAUUAAAAGGGAUGAAUUGUAUAACAUAUGUCUUUAGCAAUAUGUCCGUGUCAAAUUGUACACACAGGGAAAUCAUGUCCGAAAAGAGAAGUUGGACAAAAUAAAGAGAAAAGUUUGUUGGGAA